AUGGCCACCUCUGCCUACUCUCGUCAUCCCACUAGCUAUGCUACUCACCAAAAGACCCUUCCCAUCACCAUGCCGUCAGGAAAGGCACCUGUCUACAGCUACCCCCAAUCCAGGGUUCUUGACUCUCCAGAACUUUCUGACACUAGCACAUCUUACGCUGGAAGUCGGACAUCCGCGGGUUCCUACUCCGCUCACUCCAGUUAUGCGCCCAGCCACAGCAGCGGAGACUGUGGCCCUUACGCGCAUUCCGGAGUGGAUGUCGUUGACAUGCUCAGCGAAAAAAUGGACGCCGCUUUCGAUCCCAUUCGAAUGGAUCGCUCGCUGGCGAAACAAGCCCAGACAUCUGGCGAAUUGAAUGCCAAACAGCGAGAGCUGCAAGAGCUGCAAGCGAUGGCCCAGCGGAGAUUGAAAUCCGCGCGGGUCAAUUUCGCCGAAGGAGUCGAUGCGGUGAAAGAGGCCCGACGAGACGUGGAAUACACGUCCAAGAAAAUAUCAGCGAUGAAAUCGAAGGCAGAGAAGAAACAUCCGGAGGCGUAUGCGAAGGCCAGCCGCAGCCGCCAUGCCUGA
Fonsecaea multimorphosa CBS 102226 is the source of this 567-nucleotide messenger RNA. RefSeq lists its product as uncharacterized. Gene Ontology annotation, cellular component: endosome; BLOC-1 complex. NCBI's taxonomy places the organism in Eukaryota, Fungi, Ascomycota, Eurotiomycetes, Chaetothyriales, Herpotrichiellaceae. The coding region runs from base 1 to 567 and encodes 188 amino acids. The transcript has 3 exons. Gene Ontology annotation, biological process: endosome organization; regulation of protein localization. The record is from RefSeq and is a predicted model, not a curated record.